Messenger RNA from Symbiodinium natans, 5874 nucleotides. The record is from the annotation of a GenBank genome assembly. NCBI's taxonomy places the organism in Eukaryota, Dinophyceae, Suessiales, Symbiodiniaceae.
AUGCUCAGAAGUUUCGAGGAGUCACUGGGCGAGUACCUGCAGCUCCAAGCUCGGCCUCAGCCCUUUUACCUUUCUGAGGAGGUGGUGAGCCAGCUGUGCCGUUUGCUGCGCACGGGCGCCCUGGUCCGGAGCCAUCUGCUCCUGCUGGGUCUGCUGGGCAGCGGCCGGCGGAGCCUCUGCGGCCUGGCAGCGCACAUCUUGGACGCCGUGCACUUCGCGCCCAAGAAGGAUCCUUUUGGUGAGACAGACUUGAAGCAGAUGCUGCGGGUGGUCUGGCGCACCUGCGGAGCCAAAAAGAGCGAUUGUAUGGUGGUUCUGACUGACGAGGACCUUCAGAAUGAUGCCGUGCGAGAUUUGGUCGGCGCAGUCUUAGACCUUGGUCACGUGCCGGACUUGUGCAGUCCAGACGAAAUCACCAACAUGCUCCACGAGGCGCUGGACUUGAAGGACCUGGCAGCGCACGAGGCCUGGCAAGUCUUCUUGGACCGUGUGCAUCAGCACUUGCACCUGGUGCUCUGUGUGUCUCCCCUUGACUUCAACAUCCUUCGCAAGUCUUCGACCAUCCUUGCUUGCUGCUGUGUCAGCCACGUGGAAGCCUGGAGCGUGGAGUCCUGGCAGGCGAUGGCCGACGCGAGCUUCGCGCAGCUUGAGCUGGAGGGCCCGAGCUGCUCGAGCUCACUGGCCGCAUGCCUGGCCCGGUGCCAGGACCUCUUCGCGGCCCAGGAGCGGCGCACCGGCGAUCAGGUGCCCGUGACCGUCAGGAGCUUCUCCCAGGUACUGCAAGGCUUUCCGCAGCUCUAUCGCUGGAAGGAUGCGCAGAUCUCGAAGAAGCGCGCACGGCUAGAGGCCGCCUUGGCCGCCUUGAAGCGGGCGCCCGGGUUUCUGGAAGAGGUGUCAAGGAAGGUGGAGGUGCUGAAGGAGGGUGUGCGGCAGCAGGAGGCCCAGAUGGCCGAUCUCCGGGAGGCCGCCGCGAUGGCCGCCUCCCAGGUGCAGUCUGCCGAGGAGCAGCUGCAGGCGGCGGAGGCCACCUUGGAGAACCGGGAGGAGGCAAGCAAGGCCUUGGCCGCGGAGCUGCAAGGCGCCAUGGAGGAAGUUCUACAGCCGUACAGGACGGCCGUGAAGGCCUUCGAGAAGGUAGAGAAGAAGGACGUGAGUGAGUUGAAGAGUUUCGGGUCGCCUCCGCCCUUGGUCGCAGCGGUCAUGGAGAUGGUCGCUCACCUUUUCGGGUGCUCGCCGGAAUGGGCGGCCAUAAAGAACUUGAUCUCGGAGACGCACUUCGGCAAGCGCUAUCGAGACUUUGACAAGGACCAUCUGUCCGAAGCAGUUUCCGCGAGGCUGAAGGCCGAGGUCAGCCGCGCAGACUUCAAUCCGACACUGGUGGACUCGCAAAGCAGAGCGGCCAAAUUCAUCUGCAACUGGCUUCGUGCUCUGUCAGCCUAUGACGAGGUCUACCGGUCCACCGCCGACCUGCGUGCCCGCGUGAGCCAGACAGAGUCCGAAGCCACCGCCGCUCGAGCCGACAUCGAAGAGAAGCAGGCGGCGCUCCGGGUCCUCGAGGGGAAGGCGGAGGACCCCGCAAGGAUGCUCGAGCAGGCGCAGGGAAAGAUGGACGCUCUGGUCAAGGAGCUGGACUCUUGGACAACGCGUGCCGAUCUCGCGAGUAGAGUCUUGCACGGAGGUCUUCUCGUGGAGCAGGGCUGUUGGGAGCGGCAGCUGUCGGCAUUGCAGCGGUCGGCCGAGUCUCUUGCCGGAGAGUGCCUCUACGCCAGCGUCGUGCUGGCCUACCUGGGCCCGGUGUUCCCGGGCCGGCGCCUGGCCUGUGAGGAGGCGCUGCAGGCACUCUGGGCCGAGUGCGGGUUCCAGUUCUCCGAUCAGGUGCAUCACCAGUGGGAGGUGGAAGACUUGGGAUCCCGGAGCAGAGAUGAGUCCAGCAGAGAUGAAGUGGACCCAAGCAGCUCCAUGGACUUGGGGAACAUCGAUUGGCCUUCCGAGCACCAGGAGAACACGGAGCACAACGAGGUCUGGACCUUGCCCAGCUUCCUGUUGGACGAGGUCUGCGAGCAGGAGUGGCACGCGCAGGGCCUGCCCGGCGGGUUGUCGACCAGCGCGGCGCUGGCCCUGAAAGUCCCCCUGCCGCCGGUGUGCUUGGACCCCCACGAGCAGGCUUCGCGGUGGCUGCGGAAGGCGGUGCCGUCCUUGACCGUGACGCAUGCCGCCAGCCCCAAGCUAGGCCAGGCUCUCGCGGCCUGCCUCCACGAAGGCAAGCCCCUCCUGGUGUUGGGCUGCGGCUCGGCACUUGCACCGAGCCUCCUGAACUACCUGCGGUUCGGCCCGGACCCGAGCAAGGAUGCGAAGAAAGAGCCCAGGGAGACCCGGGAGAGGAAGGAGAAGAUUGAGUCAAGGCGGUCGAGAGCAGGGUCGAACGUGGAGUUGGAGGAAGCCAAGGAGUCCAAGGAGGAAGGGAAGGAAGCGAAGGAAGCGAAGGAACACUGGGACGCCGAGUCAGUGGCCGAGUCGAUCCCAGUGGAGGUCGUGGAGGCUGAAAGCCCCGAAGCAGGCUGUUCUGAAUUUCGGCUCUUCUUGGUCACCGCGCUCAAGCAAGUGAACUUACCUUCAGCGAGCCAAACCGUAACAGCAACGGUCAACUUUACCGCCGACCAGAACACCUUGGACGAUUACUUUCUGGUGCGACUCGCGAAGCAAGGAGAGGCCACAGAGUUGCUGAGCUUCGUGCAGAACCAGCGGGAGUUCUUGAUGCUGGAGGACCAACUUCUGUCCCAGCUGACGGAGAACGUGGAGGGCGUGGAGCUCUUCGAGCACGAGCCGACGCUGUCGGCGGUGGCCGCCUCCUCCGGCCGCCUCUUCGAGCUCCGGGAGGCGCUCAGCGAGGCUUUGCAGGUGCUGCAUUCGCAGUUGGAGAAGAACCGGUCGGUCUACGGGGCCCUGGCGGAGCGCUGCGCCGCCCUCUUCCAGUCCCUGGACUCCCUCAGCAGCUGCGGCUUGCUGUUCCUGUGCUCCUUGUCGGACAUGGGCGAGUCUGCCAUCGCCGCCUGCCAGGCUUUACUGAAGCAGCAGUCGCUGGUGGCCUUCGGCCAGGACACCUUCCUUAGCACAGCGGCCUCGAUGAUGGUCUUGACCAGUAGUUCGCUGUGGGCCGUGGCCUCUCGGAUUCUCCGGCGCUUCUCCUGGAGCUUCUUCCGGCACCAGACCAAGCUCCUGCUCGUCCACACCGCCUUCCUACUGGAUCCCCAGGAGCCCGCGCUGGUGGACUUCUUGCUCAGCGGCAGCUCGCUCGCCGCCUCGUCCACGUCGCCCAAUGCAGAGCUCUGGUCCGACUCCGUGUGGAAGAAUGUCUGCACCUUGGCGGAGCUCCUGCCAGUUUUCCAGGACUUGCCGAAGCACCUCCAAGAAAACCUGGACUCUUGGAAGAGUGCUUUGCAUGGCAUCCCAGAUCCAUCCAAGUCCGCCGCAUUCUCCUAUCCUCACCCCUGGAGUGAGGAAGAGCCGCUUGGCGGCUUCCACCGCGUCCUUCUGGUCCGGGCACUGCAGCCCGCACUGGCUUCCCGCGAGCUGCUGCUGUAUGCCCUGGACGUGCUGCGUGGGCCGGACUACGCUGCUGAUGACGAGGGCAUGGCCGUUGAGGUGGGCGACGAGAGUGUUUCCGUGGAAGAGGCUCUGGGGCAGGCCUUGCGGCUCUCUGGGGACAAGCGGAACUCCGAGCCCAAGGAGGAACGGCGGAACUCGGAAGUGAAGGCAACACAGGUCACACAGGGCCGGAAGAAGUCGGUGAUGCUGGCUGCUGACGAUGACGAGCGUGGAUCUGAGCUGAGCACGGCGCUGCAGAGCUCCGCAUCGAGGAAGAUGUCUUUCCGGAACAAGAAGUCAGAAAGCAGGCGGAAGAUGUCAGUGGACGCGUCGUCUCCAGACCACUCUGCUUCAAAGAGCCUCGAGCGGAAGAAAUCGAUGGCGGACGCGCCGCCGGAGUCCUCGGCCUCGCUCUCGUCCCGCUCGAAGUCCUCUCGACCUGCGGGCCUUGAAAGAAAGAAGUCCAUGGGGGCUGACGUGCCAGACGCCAAGAAGGGCCUGGAGAGGAAGCGCUCGAUGGUCGAUCGAUCAGGCACGAAUACGCUAUCACGGACGGGAUCCAUGGAAUCUCUCGCGCUUGAGUCGGACGCGGGCACGGUUGUUGGCACUGACAGCGAGUUUGGGGCAAGUGCUCGGAGACGGCGAAGAGAGGCCAGGCCAAAGAAGGGCGUGUCCCGGCCUUUGCUGUUGGUGACGGCCUUUGGCGUGGACCCCGCGCGGGUGCUGGCGCAGCUGGCCGCGGCGCAGCCCCUCGAGCAGUUCAUCGGUGCCAAGCAGCAGGAGCUGCGCGUCAUCAAUGCGGGGCGCUGGCAAGCAGCCAGCGGCACUCUGCUGCACGCUGUCCAGGAUGCACACAAGCGUGGCAGGUGGUUGCUGAUUGAGCAUGUCCACCUUGUACCAUCUUGGCUGCCCCAGCUGGAUGCCUUCUUGGCCACCAUCGUGGAGGAUGGCCCGGACUUCUUCGAUCGCUCGCAGGGCUCUGCGCUUCCGGGUUUCCGGCUCUUUCUGUCCGCGCUGCCUUGUUCCGUGUGUCCAGCUUCCUUGGUCUUGAAAUGUGUCCGGGUGGCCUGGGAAUUGCCAAGAGGAGCAAAAGCGCUGCUACAGCGAGCAGGAGCCAUGUCCAAAGAGGGAGACAAGGGAGACAAGGGAGACAAGGCAGACAAAGGAGGGAAGGGCAAGGAUGUCCUGCGUCUCUGGGACAGCUGCGCGAGCCACGAGCAGGGUCGGCUCUUGUUGGUGGCCCUGGUUCGUUUCCAGGCACUGCUUCAAGAACACCCUUCUUGUGAUCAGGAGUUGACUUUCCACAUGGCAGUCCAGCUUUUCGAGGAUCUCUGUGAUCAGAAGCUCGAGGGGUCUCGCUUCCUCGCCGAGCUCUGCUACCACCUCACCCAGGUGGUCUACUCCGCCUUUGCCGGGGAGCUGCCCUUGCGAUGCCUGGAGACCCUCUUCCAGGCCUUGCGCGAGCCGACGACGAAGGCGAUGCUGGUGCCCCCCCCGAACUUUGCCACCGCGAGCUUUGAGUCGGCCUUGGAUUUCCUUGGUCAGACUGAGGACAUGAGCACAAUGAGCAUCCAACAGGCAGAGAAUGGUUCGUCUCAGCUGCUGCGACUGGUGAAGAAAUCGACGGAUGCCCUUGCCCGUGUGCCUGCUUCCUGGGACUCCGAAGCCGCAGGCGAAGGGUUGAAGCUGGCCGUCCACCUCCUCGAGGAGCUGCCAACGGCCAGGCAUUCUCCCGCAGGCAGCAGUGGCAGCGACAGCUCUGAGGACGAGGAGAUGCCGCGCCCGGUGGUCACUUCGCUGAACAACUUCCUGCAGCGCGAGUUGCUCCAAGCAGCCCGGCUCUUGCAACGAGCACGCCAAGACCUGGAGUCCUUGGUGGCCCACCUGGAAGGCCAAUCCUUCUUCGAUGAAGUGGAGGACAGAGCUCGGAGAGCCCGAGUCCGCCGCGGCUUCCAGAUGGCAUAUGCCAGGCUCUUCAGGAACUGCUGUGCGCCGGCCGCGUGCCAGCGGCGUGGAUGGAACAGCGCAUGGCCCAGUGACAAUCAGCCACAUGGGCCAUCUGAGCUGAAGCUGAGCCAGAGGAUGGUGGGUUCUCGCAGCACUUUGUCCUCUUGGAAGGAGGACUUAAAAGAGUCCUUAGCCCGCAGCGGAAGAAUGCGGAAGACAAAACCUUCGCGGUACGAGGACCUGUCACGACGUGUCGGCUCGCUCCGUGCAUGGGACCGCAGCGGAAAGGCGCCAUGCAUUUUCUUGCAAGUCUCUAUGCGGCUGCGGCCAUGCGGCACGUGA